AUGGAGAAGAAGCCAACCAUCCUCAUGAACAGGUACGAGCUCGGGCGCAUGCUCGGGCAGGGCACCUUCGCCAAGGUGUACCAUGGCCGGAACCUCGCGUCCAGCCAGAGCGUGGCCAUCAAGGUCAUCGACAAGGAGAAGGUGCUGCGCGUCGGCAUGAUCGACCAGAUCAAGCGGGAGAUCUCCGUGAUGCGCCUCGUCCGCCACCCCAACGUCGUGCAGCUGCACGAGGUGAUGGCCAGCAAGAGCAAGAUAUACUUCGCCAUGGAGUACGUCCGGGGCGGCGAGCUCUUCACCCGCGUCGCCCGGGGCCGGCUCAAGGAGGACAGCGCAAGGAGGUACUUCCACCAGCUCAUCGGCGCCGUCGACUUCUGCCACAGCCGCGGCGUCUACCACCGGGACCUCAAGCCGGAGAACCUCCUCGUCGACGAGCACGGCAACCUCAAGGUCUCCGACUUCGGCCUCAGCGCCCUCAAGGAGUGCCAGAAGCAGGACGGGCUGCUGCACACCACCUGCGGCACGCCUGCGUACGUUGCGCCGGAGAUCAUCAACAAGAAGGGCUACGACGGAGCCAAGGCCGACAUCUGGUCCUGCGGCGUCAUCCUCUUCGUCCUUCUCGCCGGCUACCUCCCAUUCCAUGACGCCAAUCUCAUGGAGAUGUACCGCAGGAUCAGCAGGGGUGACGUCAAGUACCCGCAGUGGUUCUCCUCUGAUCUGCGGCGGUUCAUGUCCAAGCUCCUCGAUCCGAACCCAAACACCAGGAUCACCAUCGAGAAGCUGGUCGAGCACCCGUGGUUCAAGAAGGGGUACAAGCCGGCUGUCAUGCUGGCACAGCCGCACGGCUCCAACAGCCUCAAGGAUGUUCAGGUUGCCUUCAGCACCGCCGACAAUGAAGACGGCAGCAAGGUGGAACAGCCGGCGGGAAGCUCCUUGAAGCCGACGAGCCUGAACGCGUUCGACAUCAUCUCCCACUCCAGAGGAUUUGAUCUGUCAGGCCUGUUCGAGGUGGACCAAGAGCAGAAGGCCAGCAACUCACGGUUCAUGACCCAGAAGCCGGCGUCAGCGAUAGUGUCAAAGCUGGAGCAGAUUGCUGAGACAGAGCGCUUCAUGGUGAAGAAACAGGACGGCCUGGUGAAGCUGCAGGGGUCCAAAGAAGGGAGGAAGGGGCAGCUUGCGAUCGACGCCGAGAUCUUCGAGGUGACACCGGCCUUUUAUGUCGUCGAGGUGAAGAAGUCGGCAGGCGACACGUUGGAGUACGAGAGGUUCUGCAACAAGGGCCUAAGACCUUCACUCAAUGACAUCUGCUGGAGCAGCCAAUCAGAGGAGAAGCUGACUCCUUCAGUGGUUCAGUCAUCACCAUUGAAGCCAUCCUCUUAG
Miscanthus lutarioriparius is the source of this 1377-nucleotide messenger RNA. The record is from the annotation of a GenBank genome assembly. Lineage: Eukaryota; Viridiplantae; Streptophyta; Magnoliopsida; Poales; Poaceae.